Lytechinus variegatus (green sea urchin) is the source of this 2241-nucleotide messenger RNA. RefSeq names its product protein SPT2 homolog (gene spty2d1). Gene Ontology annotation, cellular component: nucleolus. Lineage: Eukaryota; Metazoa; Echinodermata; Echinoidea; Temnopleuroida; Toxopneustidae. Gene Ontology annotation, molecular function: histone binding; DNA binding. The transcript has 6 exons. The record is from RefSeq and is a predicted model, not a curated record. The coding region runs from base 131 to 2029 and encodes 632 amino acids. Gene Ontology annotation, biological process: nucleosome assembly; regulation of DNA-templated transcription.
AAUUUUAAGCAGAACGAGCUAGCUGUAUCCAGAUCUGAACAUCUUGAUUUCCUCAGUCGAAAAAUUCAUGAUAAUGUGUGAAUUUUUCGCUUCUGUCAUUCCAGAGUUGCUGAUAUAGAGUCUUGACGCCAUGGACUUCCAGAAAAUCCUCGAACUUGCGACAAAGAAUCAGAAAGUUGCCGAGAAAAAGCUUACAGAAACCAAGAGAUACAGUUCUGCCGUCCCACCCCCAAAGAAAGAGCCGAGACCCAAUGUUGAUCCUGAUGCAAUAAGGGCCAGGAUUGAAAAAAAAGAAAAAGAUAGAAAACAAAAAUUGAUAGAUGAAGAACAGGCAAGGAAGGAAGGAGCUCAAAGACAGAUAGAGGCGGAACGGAAAUUUGCAGAAGAGAAGCGGAACAACCGGAAGGCGUCCAGAAAAGCAAAAACUCCGGAGAAGGCGAAGAGAAAACCCUGCGCAGCUUCUGAAGAGUCAUCAGGGAGACAAGAGCCAUACCGGGAUAAGGAGCAUGAGGUUGUCCAUAGAACAUUCAUGCAGAAAGUGGAGAAGGAUUCAGAGAGGCAUCGAGAGAAGGUGGCUAAGAAAGACAAGAGAGAAAUGGAAGCGAGGCCUUCAAGACCAAAGCCGUCUAAAAAGCCACCACCUGCUCCGAAGAAGCCGAUGAGCUAUGAGGAACUCUUGAAGUUUGCAGAACAGCAGAAGACAGUUGGUUCAUCAAGGAGCGGUGGAAGGACGGAUGAAGAAGAGGAAGAUUCGGAAGAAGAAGAGUCCGAGGAGGAAGAAGAGUAUGAGAGAAGACCUAGGGAACGAGUCAACCAACCGUCGGACCGGAGCAGAGACCAGAUGAGAAUCCCUAAAAUGAAGGAUCGAUCAAAAGAUGAGAGGCCUGCGAAAAUAUCCCAUGGACAAACUCCUAUUACCAAAAUUGACAAAAGUGGAAGACCUCCAUUGCAAAGCUGCAAGAAAGAUAAGAAUAGACAGUUACCUGAUAAUAUUAAAGAUAAUAAGGGACAUAGACAUUCUCGCGAUCUUGAAAGAACCAGUGUGAAAAGGGUCAAUGGCCAAAUGAAUACAAGUAUACAUGUAGGUGGGUUGGGGAAUGAAAGAAGAAGUGACCAUCCUGAGAAAUUUACCAGAGAUAAAACGUCAUCUGGGCAUGACAGGACGAAAAGUGGUUCCGGAAGCAAGGCAUCUUUGGGCUCUGAUAAGAAACAUGUUAACAGGGCAGGAGAGCGUCCAAAGGCAGGGGAUAGGUCUUGCAGAAGUGGUGACAAACCAACAGGGAAACCUAACGACAGACCAGCUAAUAGGACUAAUGAUAAGGUGCCCCAGAGGCUUGAUGGAAAGGGAUCUGAUAGGCCAGGAGCAAGGCCAAGUAGUUCAGCAGGGAGAACUGAAUCCACCAGACAUGAAUCUAGACCUCAUUCCAAAUCAGUCCCUGGUAAGCCACCCAGAACUGUUCCUGGACCUGGCCCAGGUAAGCCACCUCACACUCUUCCUGGUAAAUCUUCUGGACCUGUUCCUGGGAGAGCGUCUGGACCGGUUUCCAGCAAGCAAACCAAACCAAUCCAAGAUGCGAGGUCCAGAGACCAACACAAACCAGGGAAUCAUAUCCGAGAGAGACCAAGACCAUCUGGAAUGGGACCACCAAGGGGACCACCGAGGGGACCAGAAGUCAGUAGGAAAAGACCAGCUAAACCACCAAUAAUGCAUGUCAAGCGAGGGCGUUUGAUUGACAGUGACGAGGAGAGCGACUACGACGACGGAGAUGGGUUCAUCGAUGAUACCCCACUGGAUGACUCGGGGAGUGGUGAUGUAUCAAGCUAUAUCAAGGAAAUAUUUGGAUAUGACAAAUCAAAGUACGGGUAUGAGAGUGACUUUGCUCUUCGUUCUAUGGAUGCCAGCUACAAAGAUAUCCAAAGGGAGGAGGCCAGGAGCACCCGUCUUGGGAUGUUAGAAGAUCUAGAGGACAUGAGGAAGGAAAAAGAAGAGAUGAAGAGGAAAGCAAUGAAGAAAGGAAAGAAGAGGUGAUAGAGGGAAGAGAAAAACAAUUGCGGUCUUUUCACGCGUUGUCACCACUGGCUAUGGAUAGUGCUGUUGGUCGCCAACGACAUCACUUGCGAUAAAUUGCUACAAGCAAUCGGUAACUUGUUAUUUCAUGUCAUUUUCAGGUGUUUGAGGGAUGGGAGACCCGUUGCCAAUAAUAAUAAUAGUAAUAGGCAUUUAUAUAGCGCCAUCUAUCU